GAGGAGCGGUGCCAGAGCGGGGUGGGCGCUGCCAGGGGGAGGUACAGCGGGCAGCGAGUUCGAGUCCCGCCUCCGCGAACCUCGACCGGGAGCCGCUUCUCCCUCCGGGCUUCGUCAGGGACGAAGGGAAGGGCGGGUGGUUGUUUGCUUCCCGCUCCCGUUUGGUUUUUCCUCCUGAACGCCGAGGCCGCGGCUUUCUCUGUGGGGCGCCAGCCCGCAGGCGACAGAGUUUGCCAGGAGUUUGUGCGGACUUCGGGCCCCGGCCCCCCCCGCCCCGCCGUCGCCAUGCCCGUGUUCCACACGCGUACCAUCGAAAGCAUCCUGGAGCCGGUGGCCCAGCAGAUCUCCCACUUGGUCAUCAUGCACGAAGAGGGGGAAGUGGACGGCAAGGCCAUCCCGGACCUCACUGCCCCCGUGACGGCCGUGCAGGCCGCUGUCAGCAACCUGGUGCGGGUUGGAAAAGAGACUGUGCAGACAACAGAAGACCAGAUCUUGAAAAGGGAUAUGCCCCCAGCAUUUAUCAAAGUGGAGAAUGCCUGCACCAAACUUGUUCGGGCAGCCCAGAUGCUGCAAGCAGAUCCUUACUCAGUCCCAGCUCGUGACUACCUCAUUGAUGGAUCAAGAGGAAUCCUGUCUGGAACAUCAGACUUACUUCUGACAUUUGAUGAAGCAGAGGUCCGUAAAAUCAUCCGUGUCUGCAAGGGAAUAUUGGAAUACCUGACUGUGGCAGAAGUAGUGGAGACCAUGGAGGAUUUGGUGACAUACACAAAGAAUCUAGGGCCAGGAAUGACAAAGAUGGCCAAAAUGAUUGAUGAGAGACAACAGGAACUAACCCAUCAGGAGCACAGAGUUAUGCUGGUAAACUCCAUGAAUACUGUGAAGGAGCUCUUGCCAGUACUUAUUUCAGCUAUGAAGAUUUUUGUAACCACGAAAAACUCCAAAACCCAGGGGAUAGAAGAGGCCUUGAAAAAUCGGAAUUUCACAGUGGAGAAGAUGAGUGCUGAGAUCAAUGAAAUAAUCCGUGUGCUACAGCUCACUUCCUGGGAUGAAGAUGCCUGGGCAAGCAAGGACACAGAAGCCAUGAAAAGAGCUUUAGCCUUAAUAGAUUCAAAGAUGAAUCAGGCAAAAGGUUGGCUGAGAGAUCCAAAUGCACCUCCAGGGGAUGCUGGUGAGCAAGCCAUCAGGCAGAUCCUGGAUGAAGCUGGCAAAGCAGGAGAGCUGUGUGCUGGCAAGGAACGCAGGGAGAUCCUGGGAACAUGCAAGACACUGGGCCAGAUGACUGACCAACUGGCUGACCUCAGGGCAAGAGGACAGGGUGCUACUCCCAUGGCAAUGCAGAAGGCACAGCAGGUGUCCCAAGGUCUGGAUGUGCUCACUGCAAAGGUGGAGAAUGCAGCCCGGAAACUGGAGGCCAUGACAAACUCUAAGCAGGCAAUUGCCAAGAAGAUUGAUGCUGCUCAGAACUGGCUUGCAGAUCCAAAUGGGGGCAGUGAAGGAGAAGAGCAUAUUAGGGGAAUCAUGGCUGAAGCAAGGAAAGUUGCAGAACUGUGUGAGGAGCCUAAGGAAAGGGAGGACAUCCUGAGGUCCUUGGGGGAAAUCUCUGCUCUCACAGCAAAGCUGUCAGAUCUGCGACGACAUGGGAAAGGUGACUCUCCAGAGGCCCGAGCAUUGGCUAAGCAAAUAGCUACAUCACUUCAGAAUUUACAGUCCAAAACAAACAGAGCUGUGGCAAACACAAGGCCAGUUAAGGCAGCUGUCCAUUUGGAGGGAAAGAUUGAGCAAGCUCAAAGGUGGAUAGAUAAUCCUACAGUUGCUGAUCGGGGAGUAGGCCAGGCAGCGAUCCGGGGGCUGGUGGCAGAAGGACGGCGUUUGGCCAACGUCAUGAUGGGCCCUUACCGGCAGGACCUGCUUGCCAAGUGUGACCGAGUGGACCAGCUGGCUGCUCAGCUGGCUGACCUGGCAGCAAGAGGGGAGGGAGAAUCUCCUCAGGCCAGGGCAAUUGCUGCUCAGCUUCAGGACUCACUGAAGGAUCUUAAGACACGGAUGCAAGAGGCAAUGACCCAGGAGGUUUCUGAUGUUUUUAGUGACACCACAACUCCUAUUAAAUUAUUAGCAGUAGCAGCUACUGCUCCCUCUGAUGCUCCCAACAGGGAAGAGGUGUUUGAUGAACGAGCAGCAAACUUUGAAAACCAUGCUGCUAGGCUGGGAGCUACAGCAGAAAAAGCAGCAGCAGUUGGAACUGCAAACAAAACAACUGUGGAGGGCAUUCAGGCCACGGUGAAGUCGGCACGGGAGCUGACCCCACAGGUGGUAUCAGCUGCUCGAAUCCUCCUGAGAAAUCCUGGAAACCAAGCUGCUUAUGAACACUUUGAGACCAUGAAAAACCAAUGGAUUGAUAAUGUAGAAAAAAUGACAGGCUUGGUGGAUGAAGCCAUUGAUACCAAAUCCCUGUUGGAUGCCUCAGAAGAAGCAAUUAAGAAAGACCUUGACAAAUGCAAAGUUGCCAUGGCCAACAUGCAGCCUCAGAUGCUGGUAGCUGGUGCCACCAGCAUUGCCAGGAGAGCCAACCGCAUCCUGCUGGUGGCAAAACGGGAGGUGGAGAAUUCCGAAGACCCCAAAUUCCGGGAGGCUGUCAAAGCAGCCUCUGAUGAGCUCAGCAAAACCAUAUCACCAAUGGUGAUGGAUGCUAAAGCAGUAGCAGGAAAUAUUUCUGAUCCUGGUUUGCAGAAAAGUUUCUUGGAUUCUGGAUACCGAAUUCUGGGAGCUGUGGCCAAAGUCAGGGAAGCCUUCCAGCCUCAGGAACCAGACUUCCCCCCUCCUCCUCCUGACCUUGAGCAGCUUCAUCUAACUGAUGAGCUUGCUCCUCCAAAGCCACCCCUUCCAGAAGGUGAGGUUCCCCCACCCAGACCACCACCCCCUGAAGAAAAGGAUGAAGAGUUCCCAGAGCAGAAAGCAGGAGAAGCCAUCAAUCAGCCCAUGAUGAUGGCUGCCAGGCAGCUGCACGACGAAGCUCGGAAAUGGUCUAGCAAGCCUGAUGUGACUGUGAUUAAGGAAGCUGCUGAGGCUGGUGUAGCUAUAGAUGAGGAUGAUGAUGCAGAUGUUGAAUUCACUCUCCCCUCUGACACUGAAGAUGAUUACGAGCCUGAGCUGCUGUUAAUGCCAACCAAUCAGCCCGUUAACCAGCCCAUUCUGGCUGCUGCUCAGUCUCUACAUCGGGAAGCAACCAAGUGGUCUAGUAAGGGCAACGACAUCAUCGCUGCUGCCAAGCGGAUGGCGCUGCUGAUGGCAGAGAUGUCGCGCCUGGUGAGAGGAGGGAGUGGCAACAAGAGAGCCCUCAUUCAGUGUGCAAAGGACAUUGCCAAGGCGUCGGAUGAAGUCACCCGAUUAGCCAAGGAGGUGGCCAAGCAGUGCACUGACAAACGCAUCAGAACAAACCUCUUGCAGGUCUGUGAGCGAAUCCCAACCAUCAGCACACAGCUGAAAAUUCUCUCUACUGUCAAAGCCACCAUGCUGGGCAGAACUAAUAUCAGUGAUGAAGAGUCAGAGCAGGCAACUGAGAUGUUGGUUCACAAUGCCCAGAAUCUCAUGCAGUCUGUGAAGGAAACUGUGAGAGAAGCUGAAGCAGCAUCCAUCAAGAUAAGAACAGAUGCUGGAUUCACUCUUCGCUGGGUCAGAAAGACCCCGUGGUAUCAGUAAACAAUUGCCACUGAAGUGUUGUUUUCUGUAACAUAAGAUGCCUUUUCUUUUUUUUUUUUUUUUUAAACAGAAGAUAUAUUAACAGCAAAAGGUGCUGUAUACAUGAGCUUAAGAUUAGCUUAUGCUUAUGCCCCAUUAUAAGGGUAUGAACUAUCAGAGAAAGCAUUUCAAAUGUCUUUGGAAUGUAUUUGAUAUCAAAAACCUCAAAAUUGCUUCUACCAGUAGACAGUUCUUAUCCUUUUUUUUUUUCCUUUUGAAGAUUCUCUCCAUGCAUUCUGUACUCCCAGAAGCACAUUUCAUUUAUGCACUGUGUAGUCCAAGUAGUUUCCAUGUCAUGGUAUAGAACAUGGACCUCACUUUAAGCUAGUGCUGAGAGUCUAGGACACUACUGGUUACUUGGCAGGUUUUUAGGGACAGUCAUUGAUACAGGCACACUCAUCUUUUCCAUAGGAUUGUAGCUGGCUGUCCUUAAACCAUGUAAGAAAGAUGGAAGGUGUGGGGUUUUUAAUUAAAGGGGAGCAGCAGAACAGUUGCAAGCUGUGAGGAUUAAUAUUACAUGUCUGAAGUAGGAUUUUUGUUUUUUGCUUUUGAGUUUUGCCUGGCAACAGUACUUGAACAAAAACUGGAGCUGUCUUUGUCACCCUGUAAGUAGGCAUUCCAGAACUCUUGUACUGUACUGAGAUGCUCUGCAGUGGCUGUUUGUAGCACACAGUUGAUAACUUAAACCUUAAAUCAUGGAACUCUUUCCUUCUUGCUCAAUUCAGUAAUGUAUUGAGCUGAAAAUCUUGGUUCUCUUUAGCUACCUGCACACCCAGGACCAGAAAAUGCCACGUGCUGGCUCUUUCCUUUUGAAAACCAAAUAAGCACAUGCAACUUUUAUAUUCCUCUUCCCUCCAUCUCAUGUUAUUCCAGCCACUCAAGGUGGAAAUUAAAAGGUAAAUAUAUUCAAUGAAAAAAAAGACCUUUUGACUCACUGCCCUUGUUUCCAAGAUGAGCUUUUUGAAACCCAAGCACUGCCAGGCCACGAAGCCCUUUUUUAGGUAGUCUGAUGGCUACCAGCAAACUGGUUCUUAAUGCUAAACAUACCAGAAUAUUCUUACUGGUUUUGACACUUGGAGUUUGAAGGCUCAAAAAAUUUUUUUUUCCAAGUUCAAUGGUGCAUUUAACAAAGUGUUUUACUGUAUCUUUUAAAACCCAAAACCCAACCACAAAACUAAACCGUCCUUCUCGCUUACUAAAAUAGAUCUGGGAUGCUUUUACCCUUAACUGAAUAUGCCUUUAUAUAUAUAUAUAUUUAUAUACAAACACACACACUGAUUUAAUUGCUCUAUAGUCUCUUUUGGUAUUUGACAGAAAGGAGAAUUAUUUCAGGAGUCUCUACACCUGCAAGGAACACUUGCAGACUGUUGCCCAGCUCAGCACUGACCUCACAAUGCCCUCUGAAUUUGCUGAAAAUUGUUGCAUGAUCAAAAAAACACCUUCAGCAGGAGUGCCCUUGGGGGAAGAACUGCUCAGUCUUAACAGCUCAAGGGAGAGACACACAACAUACCUGUCCUUUACCUGUCUACAACAAUCACUGUACACCUGGACUCCCUCCCCUCCACCUCCCCCUUCAUUGCACUGUUAUCUAAAAAAAGGGAAGUUCACCUGAUUUUAAUCCACCUGCCUCAAACUGACCUUAGCAAGAGAAAACAGGUGUUUGAUCUUCAACUCACUCCUUGUGUCUGGGUGUUAGGAAAUACGUGGUACUUAAGAGCUUUCCUUAGUGUUCUCUUCCUGCAAUUACCUGCAACAGGGAGAGAAAGGAAGAGGUGCCAGAGCCUUAACCUCAAUGUCUUGCAUUUGGUUGGUUUAUACCAGAUCUUUAACAUAAUUGUAAUGUUUCUAUUUAAUAGUAAAUAUCACUGAAUAAGUAGGGGUUAUUUGUAAGGGAUUUUCUAAUUAGUCUUCCUGUAUUAUUUUUCAAUGCUUCUCACAUUUCCCCACCCCUUUUCUCUGUGAGAUCUCCUUUUUCUUUUUAGCAUCACUGUUUAGUUGCUUCACUGAUAUUAAUGCAAUAUUACUAAUGCCUUUAAUACAUAAUUGUUUAUGCCAAAGAUCACUUUUUGUUUAUUGAGGAAUGUUUGCAGCAAAGUUAUGAAUCAUGGUUGCCUUUGAUACUCUUCCAGAAUGUUUGCUCUGAGUUCUUGAACUGUUUUGUAGAAGCUGAGAUACUUGUCCACCUUAUGCAAGUACUGCCUUGUUGUUUCUGUUUGUGUUUUUAUUUCUUUUGAACACUAUUGGCCUUCAAAUCUGAAAUGC
This is a messenger RNA of Calypte anna (Anna's hummingbird), 5997 nucleotides long. It is a transcript of the gene VCL, whose product is annotated as vinculin. Gene Ontology annotation, molecular function: actin filament binding; structural molecule activity. NCBI's taxonomy places the organism in Eukaryota, Metazoa, Chordata, Aves, Apodiformes, Trochilidae. Gene Ontology annotation, biological process: cell adhesion. Bases 286 to 3696 code for a protein of 1136 amino acids. The record is from RefSeq and is a predicted model, not a curated record. The transcript has 22 exons. Gene Ontology annotation, cellular component: actin cytoskeleton.